GGCAGGCGGGGCCGCUCGGCGCCGGGGCAAAGGGGGCUCGGGGGGGACGCGGCGCCGGGAAUUCCAGGGCAAAGCCCUCCCUCACCGGCCGGCAGGGAGCGGACCCAGCCCCGGGCCACGGCCCCAGACCCCCGCCCCGCCACUCCCCGCGGCGGAGAGGGCGAGGAAGGGAACACAGGAGCGCUGCCGAUCCCCUCCUCCGGGCGCAGGGGGAGCAGGAGGAAGGGAACGGAGCCGCCGGGGAGUCGCGGCGGCCGGGAGGGAGCCCCGCGGCCCUGCCCAGCGGGAGGGUCCCGGCGGGGCGGAGGAGGUGCCAGCGGCGCGGGGCGGUGGCUGGAUCCUGAAUCCCGCCCCGGGACGCCGAAGUUGCGGCGGGGCGGCGGCCGCCCCUGUCGUCUCUCUCGAUGUCCGUGUAACUCGGCGGCGGCGAGGAGGAGCAGGAGGAGGAGGAGGCAGGAGGGACCCUCCCGCCUCAGCCUCGCUCGCCGCCCCGCUCCGCUCCGGCGGGCUGUUGUGCGAGGGAGACAGACACACACACCCUGCGCCCCGUCCCGCCCCUAACCCCGCAGCCCCGGCAGGCCGGGCCGGGCGCGGUGCCGCCGCCGCCGCCGAUCGCGGCUCGCUGUGUCCGCUGCCUGAGGAAGAGAAGGAGCAGGAGGCGGAGGGAGCGCCCCGGCGGGCAGCGGCGCAGCCAUGAGCGGCGGGGAGGUGGUCUGCUCGGGCUGGCUCCGAAAGUCCCCGCCGGAGAAGAAGUUGAAACGCUACGCAUGGAAGAGAAGGUGGUUUGUGCUUCGGAGCGGCCGCUUAACAGGGGAUCCAGAUGUAUUGGAAUACUACAAAAAUGACCAUGCUAAGAAGCCUAUCCGUAUUAUUGACUUAAAUUUGUGUCAACAAGUGGAUGCUGGAUUAACGUUCAACAAAAAGGAGUUUGAAAACAGCUAUAUUUUUGAUAUCAACACUAUAGACCGAGUUUUCUAUUUGGUAGCAGACAGUGAGGAGGAGAUGAAUAAGUGGGUUCGAUGUAUCUGUGAUAUCUGUGGGUUCAACCCUACAGAUGAGGAUGCUGUGAAGCCAUCAGUUAGUUCUUUACAACCAUCUGCUGAGUUACCCUUGCCCAUCAACACUUCACCACCUUCCAUGCAAGCAGAAUCUUCCCUUCCUUCUCCUUAUCGGCUUAUUAACGUCCCCCCUCUGGAGUCUUCCUCUGGUCAAGAAGAUCCUCAAGACUACUUACUACUAAUAAACUGUCAAAGUAAAAAACCUGAACCUAUGAAUCAAGAGUCACCUUUUGUCUCAGAAGAAGGGCAGGAAUACCUGCUAUUAGAAGACUUUGAAAGUAAAAAGAUUCCGCUGCAAUCUCUUGCUGACUCUGCAAAAUCCAGCUCUUCAGAAACAGACUGCAAUGAUAACCUGCCCUCCCACAAAAACCCUGCUGUGUCAGGGAGCAAGCACGCUGUGAACGGCUUCUUCCCGCAGCAGGGCGUCUACGAUUCCCCAUCCUCCCGCUCCGCGCUGACGCUGGUGGACUCCAGCCUGUACAACCUGCCCAGGAGUUACUCCCAGGAUGUUUUGCCCAAGGCAGCGUCUCCAUCUGGAACUGAUGGUGAAGGAGAGCAACAUGUUUUCACUACCCCGUCAGCAACGUCAUUAGACGCACAAAUGAGGCACAUCUCCAUUAGCUAUGAUAUUCCCCCCACACCCGGAGGUACUUAUCAGAUCCCACGAACUUUCCCGGAGGGAACGUUGUCUCAGACUGCAAAACUGGAGACUAUUCCAGACAUCCCUCCACCUCGGCCACCCAAACCUCACCAGACAGCAGAUCGAUCUCCUGUGGAAACCUGCAGCAUCAGUCGCACGGCUUCAGACACUGACAGCAGCUACUGCAUCCCCGCUGCAGGAGUGCCGCCCUCGCGCAGCAACACCAUUUCAACGGGAGAUCUGAAUGUCUUCCGGAAAGAAAUUAGUUCUCAAGAUUGUUAUGAUAUUCCACGAACGUUUCCGAAUGACAGAUCUAAUUCAUUGGAGGGCUUCCAUAACCACUUUAAAAACAGAAGCAUGUUGACAAUGGGAAGUGUUUCAAGUGAAGAACUAGAUGAAAAUUAUGUCCCAAUGAAUCCCAACUCUCCUCCACGACAGCAUUCCAGCAGCUUCACUGAACCCAUCCAGGAAACAAACUAUGUACCAAUGAUACCUGGCACAUUUGAUUUUCCAUUGUUUGGAAAGCAAGUCCCUCCUCCUGCUCACAUGGGUUUCAGGUCCAGCCCAAAGACCCCUCCCAGACGGUCGGUACCUGCUGCAGAAUGUGAGCCACCGCCAGUGGACCGGAACCUCAAACCAGACAGAAAAGGUCAAAGUCCUAAAAUUUUAAGACCUAAACCACAUGGUUUAGAGCGAACUGAUUCACAAACCAUAGGUGACUUUACUACAAGAAGAAAGGCAAAACCAGCUCCACUAGAAAUAAAACCUCUGCCUGAAUGGGAAGAAUUACAAGCUCCAGUUAGAUCUCCUAUCACCAGAAGCUUUGCACGAGACUCCUCCAGGUUUCCCGUGUCUCCCAGACCGGAUUCAGUUCAUAGCACAACUUCCAGCAGUGACUCGCACGACAGUGAAGAGAAUUAUGUAUCCAUGAACCCAAAUCAGUCCACUGAAGACCCAAAUUUGUUUGGAAGCAACAGCCUUGAUGGAGGAAGCAGCCCUAUGGUAAAACCUAAAGGAGAUAAACAAGUGGAAUAUUUAGAUCUGGACCUAGAUUCGGGAAAGUCUACGCCACCUCGUAAGAAAAAGAACAGUGGCUCAGGCAGCAGCGUGGCAGACGAGAGGGUUGAUUAUGUUGUGGUGGACCAGCAGAAAACGCUGGCCCUGAAGAGCACGCGGGAGGCAUGGACUGAUGGCAGACAGUCUACGGAGUCCGAGACUCCCACGAAAAGUGUGAAGUGAAAACACUGCUUUGUCUUUGAAGAAUGGAAAGAAGUGAAUUUUGAAGAAUCACAGAACCACAAUGGCAGUGUUGUUCAGCUGUACAGUGCCUGAUUCCCUGGGGUGGGAAUCAGUUCCUCACCGAAUGGGUUGGAAGCCAAAAGACACUUUGAAUAUAUCAAAGGAACUUUAAGAUCAUGAAUUGGCUCUGUGGUGUCUGGGAAAAUCACAGCCUGUAAAUAACCUGUAAAAUAAUAUUACUUAGGUUUCAGAAAACCUUUUAUUCUGUAGUUAAAACAUUUGUAGUAUUACUGUGUUUAUGCACUUUUUCAGUUACAUUGUUGGGUCAGGUAUUCACAGUUAGUGUACCUUAAUGUCUAAUUCAUCUGGAGAAUUCUUUUUUCCUUACACUACUAUUCCUCACAAUUUUAGGUUAAUUAAGCUACAUGUAGAUAUGGAAAUUAAUAUUUGAACUUCAUUUUAACAACUCAGAAUUGAUUUUGCAGAAAUACUUUCACAAUUGAAUAAUCUACUUGAAAUGCCAAGAGACAACUGUUAGUUACAUACUUGUUUAUAUUUAAUACAUGCAAGAUUAUUUGGAAGUCUACAGGCUACCUUCCUAACAAAAAAUUGCUGUGAGUUAAUAAUAAUGAACUGUACUGGGUUUAGACCUAAAAUCCUGGCUUAUAUGUUAGUUGUUAGUGGUGGAACUUCUAUUGUAUUUUAUUAAUGACAGUGUUCUGUGUUCAAUGGGUGAAGAUUCUGCAGGGUGGGAUCUUACACUUUCAAAGACUGAAUAAUUAAAUGUCAAGUAAGCCUGCAAACCACUGAUGGCAUGUAGUAAUAUUGUGAUCUCACACUUAUUAACAAGAAAUAACCUUUAUAUUAUUUACAGAAGGUAGAGUAUAUAAAUCAGGUACGUACCAAGCACUGUUGUGCUAAUACACUGAUCAGGUUUAGACAAUGAGCUUUAGUUUUGUACUGUUUAGAAGUUCUAAUGUCAGUUUUCAGUUCAAGAUUAAUGGGACAGUUUGACAUUCACUUUUUGUAGUACUAGCAAAAUACUGUGAUUUUGAAUUAGACAUUAACUCAAAUGGAAAUACUAUGUUUUAACACCAUAGUGCCCUUCUUAUGAGCUCUGUAUUACUUUAAUCUCCUGCUUGGCCUUAUAUUUAAAUCCCUAUGCAACUGAUAUUUUAUAUCUCUGUUUUUAAAAAUUAGAUAAUAUACCUAAAUGAUCCCCUUGUAAACCACUUGUUGCUCUUUCCUGGUACAGGAUUUUAAACUUUGUAUACUGUGAUCCUUUAUUUUACUAUGCCAGUUCCAAAUAAUAAUCUGCCUUGGUUUAGAAACAUUUUUUGUUAUUUGGAAGAAGAUAGAGUUCUUUAAAUACAUGAAUGAGUUAGGUCUAGAUAGAAAACUUACUAACACUUAUUUUAUACAAAUGCCCUCAAUUAAGUGGUUGGUUUUGUUUUCCUGCCCAAUUGGGGUUUUUUUGUCCAGAUCAUUUAAAAGUUGAGCUUAAAGCUGCAUUGUUUUCUGGAAUGUUUGCCUUCGUACUGUGCCUAAUCUACCAUUGGUUGUUUCUCUCCCCUCACAGCCACAAUCUGCCAUAUGUAAAUUAUCUUGUUCUUAACAAAGGUUCUUUUUAAAUUAGUAAUAUUUUGAUGCUUUGAAUGUUCAUUUUAAAAAAGAAACUAAACACAGUGCAUUUUGAGGUGAAUUUUAAAUAAAUCAAGUUGUUCUGUU
Molecule: messenger RNA, 4665 nt
Organism: Passer montanus (Eurasian tree sparrow)
Lineage: Eukaryota; Metazoa; Chordata; Aves; Passeriformes; Passeridae
Gene: GAB1
Product: GRB2 associated binding protein 1
Exons: 12
Coding region: 694-2937 (747 amino acids)
Source: RefSeq, a predicted model, not a curated record